AUGGUAUCCUCAGGAUCGAAUUCACAACCAUAUAAACGUCAGAGGGUUCGAAAAGCUUGCGUUCCCUGUAGGGAACGCAAAAGAAAGUGCAAUGGCAAAUCACCAUGUGAAAUGUGUAUCGCCUAUGGGUACGCAUGUCAUUACACCGACGUAGAUGGGUCCUCGACAUCACCUCGGGUGGAUGAGACACCCUAUGGGACAGACAAUAGACCCUAUUCCCUACCAAACAUUCUUAGGAAUGAAGCACGCAGUGUCGAUGCACAGAACGUUACAAAUCAAAACAUUAUAGAUCCCAUUAAAUCAAGAUAUACGAUUCAGCAUUCAGCGGUUGCUUUUCCUCGUUGUCUUGGUCUUGAACUCCGAUCAACUAAUCCCCCACGUUUGCAUUCCUUCGCUUGGCAUUGUGGAAUCAGGCCAGAAGAAAAUCCUAAUUCCCAUAUCCUUCUAUCUGGUUUAGUUACAAAAGAGGAGUACUACCGCAUUUCGAAAGUAUACUUUUCUGUCGUUCAUCCGAUAUUCGAUGUUGUCGAUCCUGAGCAGCUAGCAAAGAAUGUUGAAAGAUAUUGGGACGGCGACGUGAAAAUGCUAGAGUAUGGAGCCGUCAUUGCGGGAGUUAUAGCUCUAGGAUCAUUCUUUCUGGGAAGUCUUGGUCAUCCUCGAGAGAUGGAUGUGGUUCAAUACGCGAAAGGCAUUCUGGAUGAUCCGACUUUCUGCCGCAUUCCUACUGUGGAGCAAGUCUCUGCGUGGGUCUUGCGUACCAUCUACCUGCGAGCUACUUCCCGACCCCAUGUAGCAUGGCUGGCUAGCUGCAUAACAAUUCACCUUUCUGAAGCAAUUGGUCUGCAUCAUGAGAUUGAUAGAGAAGAUUUAGUGAUGACGAGUAAUGUCCCAUUGAGAAGAACUACUGAGGUUAGUGAACAUACUAGAAGAUUAUUUUGGUGUGCAUGGUCGAUCAAUACUAUUCUUUCAUAUGAUUAUGGACGCUCAAGUGUUACGCUAAAUAGAAUUACCUGUAAGUCAGUCAAAGAGACAGAGGGUAAUCAUACAGUCCACUUAGUUGCGUUAGCACAGCUGAUUCCGCAAGACUGUGUAAAUGCCAAUGCGACACAGUUACUACAGGCCCUGGCGGCCGUUCACAAAUCACCAAAUGCGCACCCGUUCUUAUCGUUGACCAAAAGUGAUAUAUGUCUCUCUUUAUAUCGAAGACUUCGUCUACUGAAUCAUAUUCUUGAUAAAAGUGUCGUUUUACAAAUAAUUGAUAUCGGCAACACCGCACUAUCAGCAGCCUAUGCCCUUGUGAAACUAGAUCAAGCAUGGUGGAAUGUGUUGAGUACAUCCUUCCAGUACGUCUGCGUGCUCCUCGCCAUAGAUACGCCAGAAAGUCUCUCACAUGUUGCCGCUGCUAUGAGGACACUCGAUAACAUUACGCAGGUUUUGGGCACGCACAUUGCAUACGAAGCACAGAAGACUGCAAAACUCCUUCUUGAGGAUUCAAUGAAAAAAAAGAGGCAAGAGAUUCAGCAACUUGAACGGGCAACACACCAAAGAUCUACUGUCGAAACGACUCACUUACUCGAUAUUGAUUGGGACGUGUUGCUCGAUCCAUCGGACACACUGAAUUUUAUGUAA
Molecule: messenger RNA, 1629 nt
Organism: Saccharomyces kudriavzevii IFO 1802
Lineage: Eukaryota; Fungi; Ascomycota; Saccharomycetes; Saccharomycetales; Saccharomycetaceae
Gene: RDR1
Product: Rdr1p
Exons: 1
Coding region: 1-1629 (542 amino acids)
Biological process (GO): response to xenobiotic stimulus; DNA-templated transcription; regulation of DNA-templated transcription
Molecular function (GO): zinc ion binding; DNA binding; DNA-binding transcription factor activity, RNA polymerase II-specific
Source: RefSeq, a predicted model, not a curated record